This is a messenger RNA of Spea bombifrons (plains spadefoot toad), 2976 nucleotides long. RefSeq names its product oxysterol binding protein like 5 (gene OSBPL5). Gene Ontology annotation, molecular function: sterol binding. The record is from RefSeq and is a predicted model, not a curated record. The coding region runs from base 56 to 2689 and encodes 877 amino acids. The transcript has 22 exons. Gene Ontology annotation, biological process: phospholipid transport. Lineage: Eukaryota; Metazoa; Chordata; Amphibia; Anura; Pelobatidae. Gene Ontology annotation, cellular component: cytosol; membrane; intracellular membrane-bounded organelle.
AUCGCAUAUUCCCCAGCAAUAUAGGGAUUAUUUUGCGAAAAACCCCAUUCUUCCCAUGCCGUGCUGCACUAGAACGUCUUCGACUCACGCGAUGAAGGAAGAGAACUAUAUCCGCCGGCGGCUCUCCCUCUGCCCCACAGCAAUUACCGCUCAGAAGAAUGAGGCAAACAAUCUAACGCGGAAUCUGUCCUUCAGCGCUGAGAACGAGAUCGCGCCCCUCGACGAAGGAAACAAUAAGGACCUCCCUGGUUCACCGGUCUUGAAGGAUGAAAUUCUCCCUUCGCCAAAUUCUGCUAAUAAGACGGAUAAUAACUUUAAGCUCUGUAACGGGGCGGAUAAGGAGUGCGCGUCUCCCACGACUAAAUCAGCGAGGACAGACGCUCUGAAGGUACAGAAGAAAAAUUACCGUCAAGAGAAGAAGCGAGCGACCAAGCAGCUAUUCAGUGCUUUAAAAGACCCCAGUGUGGUGAUUGUAGCAGACUGGCUAAAGAUCCGCGGAACGCUGAAGAGUUGGACUAAGCUGUGGUGCGUUCUGAAACCGGGAUUACUUCUAAUAUAUAAAACGCCAAAGAUCGGUCAGUGGGUGGGAACGCUGCUUUUACAUUCCUGUGAACUGAUAGAGAGGCCGUCGAAAAAGGAUGGGUUUUGCUUUAAGCUUUAUCACCCGCUGGAUCAGUCAAUCUGGGCCGUCAAGGGUCCGAAGGGGGAGAACGUCGGGUCCAUCACCCUCCCUCUGCCCAGCAGUCACCUCAUAUUCAGAGCCGCUUCGGAAUCAGACGGUCGAUGUUGGAUGGAUGCUCUUGAGUUGGCUCUUCGCUGCUCCAGCCUCUUUAAGAUAAAUGUGCCGAAGCCAGGGAAAGACGGGGACAUGAUCGUCUCACCUGAGGUCAAUCACACCGGCCUGUACACUUUGCUCCAGACGGCCACCAUCUCUGAACACGAGCUCUUUCAGCUUAAUGAAUCUUUACUGGAAAACGAUGCCCUGUCCGACAAGUCGGAGAAAGACACCAUAGAAGAAUCCGAAAACGAAUACAGCCGCAAAACAAGCGAAAGCGACCAGUCCGAGCUGCAAGGAGACAUCUCCCUCGACCGAGAAGGAACAACCUACAUGGAGGAGAUGUACGAGGAGUUUGGGGAGAUCGGUGAAGCGUCUCAAACGGAGAAAGUUUCAGAUGAAAACAAAAGCUUGAUGUGGACUUUGUUAAAACAAAUGAGGCCGGGAAUGGACUUGUCUAGGGUUGUUUUACCAACCUUCAUAUUGGAGCCACGUUCAUUCCUCAACAAGCUUUCCGAUUACUACUACCACGCCGACAUACUCUCCCAAGCGGCAGUUGAAGACGAUCCGUUCUGCCGGAUGAAGCAAGUGGUUAAGUGGUAUUUGUCUGGGUUUUAUAAGAAGCCGAAGGGAAUAAAAAAGCCAUAUAACUCGAUUCUCGGCGAGACGUUCCGCUGUUGUUGGUACCAUCCACAGACAAACAGUCACACGUUUUACAUAGCGGAGCAGGUUUGUCAUCACCCUCCGGUCUCUGCCUUCCAUGUCAGCAACAGAAAGGAUGGUUUCUGCAUUACGGGGAGCAUUCUGGCACGAUCUAAAUUUUACGGUAACUCGCUCUCCGCCAUAUUAGAUGGAAGGGCCAGACUGACGUUCCUCACGCGGGAGGAAGAAUAUAUCAUCACCAUGCCGUAUGCUCACUGUAAAGGACUCUUAUACGGCACCAUGACCAUGGAGUUGGGAGGGAAAGUCACCAUAGAUUGCCAGAAAACUGGACAUUCUACGGAGCUGGAGUUCAAGCUCAAGCCCUUCUUUGGUGGCAGUGACACGCUUAAUCAGAUAUCCGGGAAAAUCAAAGCCGGCGCUGAUGUUUUGGCAAAUCUAGAUGGGCACUGGGACAGAGAAGUUUUUCUGAAUGACGCUCAGAGCGGCACCAGGGAUGUAUUUUGGAAUCCGACCACAGAGAUCCGGAGACAAAGACUGAAGCGUCACAUCGUAUUGUUUGAGGAACAGACAGAGAUGGAAUCAGAGAGGUUAUGGCAGCACGUGACAACGGCAAUCUAUGAAGGGAACCAGCAGCAGGCGACGGAUGAGAAAUACAUUUUAGAAGAGGCUCAGAGGAAAGCAGCGAGUGUGCGGAGAGAAAGCAACGAGGAGUGGAGUCCUCAUCUCUUUGUCUACAAUGAGGAGCUGAAAGAAUGGCAGUACAAGCACCAAGACACCCGUCCCUGGCACCCGCUCACCGACAUUGCGCAAUACGAGAAGGACGGCAUUCUGCAAACCGUGAAGAGGAACAUAACCAGCAUGCUGGCGCCAGCAAAGGGCUCACAGCAUAAGAGGCCGAUACAAGACGGAAGACACCGCAAGUCCAGCGAGCAACCUUCCAUCAGCAGCCAAACCACCGAGAGCAGCUGCUCCACCCCAGAACCCGCGCAUGACUCUUCAGAUAGCGAAGGUUUUGCCGCCCGUUGUCCUCAGUGUGGGAAGGAAAAACACAAACUUCGGGAGAUCCAGGCUGCGGUUUCAUCUCUGCAAAAAACACAGCAAGAGAUUCACAGAAGCCUCAACACGCUAGCCAAUCACGGCUCGUUUACGGCGUGCUCGCCGCGGGACGCCUCUCGGCUGACUUUCCGCCAUUGGGUCUUCCUCUGUCUCUUUCUGGCCUGCCAAAUACUCAUGAACUUCGUCUUCAAAUAGGGAGGGUGACUUGAAGUUAACCCCUUCCCGUCUGAGCUGCUGACCAGGUGGUGAGAUGGUUAAUAUGCGCUGCUGUCCUCAUAAAACGAACAAAUUCCAGAUGCCUUUGAUGUAACAAAAAGGAGUCAAACAGAAUAUGCAUUCAGUACGUUGGAUUUAUUAUUCUUUUUCUUUAACGGGACUCAUUAUUGACUGGGGUCAGGUUGGAACUAAUAACCCAUCUUUUCUGAUUCCUGAAUGGCUGUUGCCAUGUCAGCAGAAUAAUACAACUCCCUUUGCCUGACAAA